This is a messenger RNA of Adineta ricciae, 2325 nucleotides long. NCBI's taxonomy places the organism in Eukaryota, Metazoa, Rotifera, Eurotatoria, Adinetida, Adinetidae. The record is from the annotation of a GenBank genome assembly.
AUGCGCACUACGCUCAAAGAUAAACGUGUUUUUCUAUGCAUGAUUCUAAUCUUCGUCAAACAAUCGACAUUGGGAUGUCGGUGUGUUGAUCACGACAAUUCGAACCCACCUAAACUACUAACAUCCAUACAAAAUUCACCCGGUGAUAGAAUGAUGAUAUGUUCAUACCACUACCAUGCUGUACACUAUUUCUGUGUCUACGAUAACAGCAAUGGUCAAUUACUCUAUGAUAACGAUCAAGGUCAUUGUUCAACGGCCAUUGGCGAUUGCAAUGCAGCCAGUGGAACAAAUGAUUUAGUCCGCGGUUUACCAGAACUCUUUGAAAAAUCUGCUGCAAAUGUUCCAAACGAGUUUCUUGUUCAGCAAGACCAGAUGACAAAUGCUUCGAAUUCUUCGACGACAUCCUCAAUAAGUACACUGACACCAUGCUACACAUACAUACCGUCGACUUUCACAGUGACUAUCAGUUAUGCAAGUACACUAUCAACAUUCACUGUAACAACACCCACUACUUUUACCAUAACCACACCGACUACAUUUACUUUUACUACAAUGACUAUAACGACACCCUCAACAUUUACUGUAACAACACCCUCGACAUUUACUGCAACAACACCCACUACUUUUACCAUAACUACACCGACUACUUUUACUUUUACUACAAUGACUAUAACGACACCAUCUACAUUUACCAUAACAACACCCUCAACAUUCACUGUAACAACUCCCACUACUUUUACCGUAACUACACCGACUACAUUUACUUUUACUACAAUGACUAUAACGACACCGUCUACCUUUACCGUAACAACACCCUCAACAUUUACUGUAACAACACCAACUACUUUUACCGUAACUACACCAUCCGCUUUUACUAUGACCGUAAGUUAUCCGUCACUAUCGCCAUGUAUACCAUACACCCUCUCAACUGACACAACGACUUCAAGCAUGUCAACAACUAUGACCAUGACACCCACUACUGCAUUCCCUGCGUCUACAGCGUCAUACAGCAGUUCAACGAUAUCAUCAACUAUGACAACGACACCUAAUUCACCCACAAUUACAAUGACAUCCACCACUUUCACGAUAUCGCCCACUAUGAUAACAACACCUAGUACCUUCACAAUUACAAUGACAUCCACUACUUCUGUUAUAACAGUAACAUUGAAUAACUUUACUGUGUUACCUACAAGUGCAAUAACCCUCGGUAGUUCCACAAUUACAAUGACACUCAGCACUCCUACUGUGACAAUGACAACGACAACUAACACUGCUACAGUGUCAUCGACACCCACAAUGACGGUGACAACUAGCACUGCUACCAUGUCACCGACAACCACAAUGACAACUAACACUGCUACCAUGUCAUCAACACCCACAAUGAUAACUAACACAACUACCGUGUCAUCGACGCCCACAAUGACGGUGACAACUAGCACUGCUACCAUGUCACCGACAACCACAAUGACAACUAACACUGCUACUAUGUCAUCGUCACCCACAAUGACAACGACAACUAACACUGCUACAGUGUCAUCGACAUCCACAAUGACAACUAACACUGCUACCAUGUCAUCGACAUCCACAAUGACAACGACAACUAACACUGCUACAGUGUCAUCGACGCAGACGCUGACAUCAAGCACACAAAGCACAUCAACAACUACACAGACGACAGUCUCAACUCUUUCUGUAACCACCCAAACUACAGGUAAUUCCACGAACAGUUUUUCUUCAGCUCAUCUCAUUUCCAAUUCAUUAGGAUCGUCGAGUAGCACACAAACAUCAACGAGCUCAACAAGUAGUACUACUCAAACAUCAGUUACAAUAGUGCGUGACUCAUUUAUUGAUUUCACAUUGAGUGGCGACUUCGGCAUUAGUUCGAAUCAAACUGUUAAUGCUACGGCCCAGGCACUCUUACAAGUUUUCCUUGGAUGUAUUCCUGUGGCUAGCGCGCAGCAGAUUGUGAUAACCUUUCAGCGAGCUCGUACGCUCGGUUCUGCUCAGAUUCGACUUUACAGCACGUCUACUCUUUCUGCUCAGACACUUUUUCAGGAUAUCAAUCAGCAACUCAGUAAUUCAUCAUCACCAUUAAGACAGAAUCAAACGACUGCACAAUUGACACAGACGUCUAUUACAAACACGAAGACUUACUACUACUGUGCCAACGAUGUCAUACAAGAGAGCCCAUGCAGCUCAACGGACAAGCUUUCUUUAGCAGCAGUAAUCGUUCCAUCAGUUAUUGGCAGUAUACUUUUAUUUUCUGCGAUUGGAAUUUUAUUCGUCUAUGUGCGACGACGUUCGUACCAAAAAACUCGAUUUUGA